Molecule: messenger RNA, 1587 nt
Organism: Hansenula ciferrii
Lineage: Eukaryota; Fungi; Ascomycota; Saccharomycetes; Phaffomycetales; Wickerhamomycetaceae
Product: Mov34/MPN/PAD-1 family protein
Exons: 1
Coding region: 1-1587 (528 amino acids)
Biological process (GO): protein deneddylation
Cellular component (GO): COP9 signalosome; cytoplasm
Molecular function (GO): metallopeptidase activity; protein binding; deNEDDylase activity
Source: RefSeq, a predicted model, not a curated record
AUGUCAGGUAUAGGUAUUGAAAACCUCAAUGCUAAACGAAAUGCAUUCUUUCUGCAAAGCUUCUCCAAGCCAAAGACUGAUGGCGGCGAAAGUGAAAAGCAACAUGGUCAUAAUCAUACACAACCUUUAGACACAGUGGAAGCAGAUUUAAAUACAAUUCUAUCACAAUCUUCUUCAGAGCGCUCUGAGACAUUCUAUAAUGAUACUUAUAUUCAAGAGGUAAAUGCAGAAUUGAGUGAAACUAAACCAUGGAAAAAAGAUCCCAAUUAUUUUCAACAUGUUUAUGUAUCACCUUUAGCUUUAUUGAAAAUGACAAUUCAUGCUCGUUCAGGAGGAUCAAUUGAAAUUAUGGGAAUGCUUACUGGUAGAAUUGUUAAAAAUGGAAUCGUUGUUAUGGAUGUCUAUCCUUUACCAGUUGAAGGUACUGAAACUAGAGUCAAUGCACAAGCCGAAGGUUAUGAAUUUAUGGUUCAAUAUCUUGAUAGUUUGAAAAAGACAGGUAGAUAUGAAAAUAUUGUGGGUUGGUAUCAUUCACAUCCAGGAUAUGGCUGUUGGCUUUCAGGAAUUGAUGUUGCUACUCAAUCACUUAAUCAACAAUUUCAAGAUCCAUAUUUAGCUAUCGUUGUUGACCCAGAACGUACUAUUGCAAAUGGUAAAGUUGAAAUUGGUGCUUUCAGAACCUAUACAGAUGAUUAUGUUAAAAAUAAUACUAUGACAACUGCAACCCCUUCAAAGAGUCUGGGUACCUCUCCAUUUGUUAAAAGAUCCCAAUCUAUUAAGAAAAAUGGCCAACAAAACGUGAAAGAUAUACCAAGUGAGAAGAUACAAGAUUUUGGACUACAUUCUUCUAGAUAUUAUUCAUUAUCAAUUGAAAUUUUUAGAAGUAGUGUGGAAAAUCAAAUUUUGAAAAAUCUUUGGAAUAAAUUUUGGAUAAGUAACUUGUUAAGUAAUUCUGAGGAUGUUAAAAAAGAAGAUGUUAUUGAUUUUGAUAGGUUCUUGAAUGAAAAAUUUGAUACAUAUUCCAGAAAGAUAAAUUCAUUAAAAAUAGAUCCAAAUAACUCAGCUCCAAAUUCAAAAGGGAAAAGUAAACCAGCUACAAGCUUUCAAGAAAAAAUUCAAUCGGCAAUAAGUGGUAACAUCCCAGGAGGACUUGAUCAGAUAUUAAACAAGCAAAGAUUAGAAGCACUAUUAACGUCCAAAUAUCUAGGAAGAGCUAAAGGGAAAAGCAAUGUUAGAGAUAGUGAUGAUAGUGAUUCAGAGAUGAAUGAUGAUAGUGAUAUUGAUGUUAGAAAUUUACAAGAUGAUUUGGAAGAUGAUAAUGCAUCGAAAUUAAGUGGAAAGUCUGAUUCUGAUACAUCUGCGUUUAAAUUUUUAAGAGAUUCAAGAAAAAGUCUUACAGGUCUUUCUGUUGCAAGUCCAACUCAACCAAAUUUAAUGAAAUUGAGUAAUCAUCCAAGUAAUACAGCGGUUGACGCUAAUUCUAAACCUGAAAGUUCAGAAGAUUUUAAAAUCAGAAGUGCAGCUGCAGCGGCUAGUCGUGAUUUGGUGACUUUAAAAUUACAAGAGAUUUUAUUUUUAAAUGAAUGA